AUGGGAGAACCGCUGAAAGUGCAGCCGUUGGCUUCGGCUACCGCCACUGUGAUUGAAUCAGACAAGAACCAGCAUGAUAUCAACGAGAAUGCCUGGAUACGAUUGAUGACAGUGCUGCAUUGGUAUCCUAAGGAUAUGCCCGCAGUCGAGAAGAGACUUGUUCUGAAGUUGGACCUGAUGAUUCUCAUUUACGGCUGCCUUUGCUUCUUUACCAAAUAUCUAGACCAGGCCUCGCUAACAAAUGCCUAUGUCACCGGAAUGAAGGAGGAGCUGAACAUGCUAGGGAACGAGCUCAACUAUGCCACUAUUGCGUUUUGGAGCUCGUACUGCGUAUCAAUGAUUCCUGCCUGCUACUACUUAACACGAUAUCCUGUCAACAUCGUCCUGCCCCUGUGCGAGAUCGGUUGGGGAAUCACAACAUUCGGUCUCGCUUGGGCUAGGAAUAUUGAGACGGUGUACGCGAUGCGCUUUUUUGUUGGUCUAUUUGAAGCAUGCUCCUUUACUGGUGUCAUAUACGUGAUCGGCUCGUGGAUGCGCAAGACAGAGAUUGCGAGGCGUGUGGCCUUUUUCUACGCUGCCGCGCCUCUAGGAACCAUGUUUGCCGGAUAUCUACAAACAGCGGCAUAUCGUGGCCUUAGGGGUGUUGGCGGUCUGUCGGGCUGGAGGUGGCUCUUCAUCGUCGAUGCUAUCAUCACAAUCCCGAUUUCGUUCCUGGGAUUCUUUGUCUUCCCCGACGUGCCACACCGCAAGAAGCCUAGGUGCCUAAACGAGGAGGAACACAAACUUGCCUGCGAUCGUAUCGCCGGACAGACGGCUCCAUCCCAGCUCAAGGUGUCCAGGGAUAUUUUUGCCCGCGUGUUCCGUCGAUGGCACUGGUAUCUAUUUGUGGCCCUAUGGUCCAUUGGAAACCAGAACAACCAGGUUUCAGGCACGCCAUUUAGUUUGUACCUCAAGGGGAAUUCAGACAUCUACUCCAUUACGCAAAUCAACACGCUGCCGACGGUGGCGACUGCCAUCUCCAUCAUUACGGCAUUUGUCACCUGCACAAUCGCGGAUCGCAUUGAACGGUUUUGGCCAAUGCUCUUAACCGUAACCAUUCCCGUGAUUGUUUCACAUGCACUGCUGGUGGCGUGGGAUGUGGGCGAAUCUGGAAGGCUUGCAGCCUUCAUGAUAUCCGGUGUAGAGGGUGGUUUGUUCCCUCUUAGCAUGUCAUGGGCGACCGUGACGAUGGCCAAUGAUGCCGAGGAGAGGGCAGUGGUCACGGCCAGUAUGAAUGCUAUCGGACAGGCAAUUGUGGCCUGGAGCCAGCUUUUACAGUUUCCGGCCAUCGAGGCCCCCAGGUUUGAGACUGGGUUUCUCAGCGGCCUUAUUACUUCCGUGGUGCAACUUGGGAUAAUCGGGCUGUUGAUAUGGUUUGCAAACAGAAGCAACAAGUCCCAGGCUAAAACCGAGGCUGAGAGCGAGCAGACUUGA
Molecule: messenger RNA, 1473 nt
Organism: Clonostachys rhizophaga
Lineage: Eukaryota; Fungi; Ascomycota; Sordariomycetes; Hypocreales; Bionectriaceae
Source: the annotation of a GenBank genome assembly